Molecule: messenger RNA, 792 nt
Organism: Durio zibethinus
Lineage: Eukaryota; Viridiplantae; Streptophyta; Magnoliopsida; Malvales; Malvaceae
Biological process (GO): negative regulation of abscisic acid-activated signaling pathway
Source: RefSeq, a predicted model, not a curated record
AUGGAAACCCUAUGUUCCAAAUCACCAUGUUCUUCAGAUACCUCAGAAAUCUCAGCAGCCUCAGAAGAAACUGAUCAAAACAAAGGCGGUAUCGGGGAAAAUAUGAUCAUGGUCAAACUGAAAGAGAAAGUACUUGUUGUUCAAGAAUCUCAUGAGUCCAACCAGCCUAAAUCAUCAGGUUUACAUCUUUCACUCAGUGAGAAGUUUUCUGCGGAUGAAUCAAUUCAUGGUUCCGAGGUGGAACUCAAACUUUCUAGUUUGGGAUCAUCUCAAGUAAAGCAGCAGCAACCUCAGUCAAAACCUAGGGCUUUCACAUGCGGGUUUUGCAAGAAAGACUUUUUAACAUCUCAAGCUCUGGGAGGGCAUCAAAAUGCGCAUAAACAAGAACGUGCACUAGCCAAACGACGUAAAGAGAUUGAUUUAGGGGCUUUGGGGCAUCGACAAUGCCCUUAUUACUCCUAUCCAGGCCUCUCUCAAGCCUCACUCAAUGGAUCUUUCAACGGUGCUCUUGGGGUAAGAAUGGAAUCGAUGAUUCAUAAGCCUACUUCUGCUUCCCCUUGGACCACCCUAGGCUACAGUUUCGGCCAUGGAGGAAUCAAGAUGGAUAGCUUCCAGGCUCAGAAGAAUAGCAGUUUUUCAACAUCUAUGGCUGCAUCAGCUUCAACUAAUAUUGCAGCAAAGAAGCCAACUACAAGCAAUAGUGAUUUUCUUCACCCAAAAAGGGAUUUUUCAGAAAGUGAUCAUCAUCGUCAUGAUGAUGAUUCAGGACUUGAUUUGUCUCUUAAGCUUUAA